AUGCGUUUCUUCGUUCUCGUCGCGCUCGCUACCACUGCCCUUGCAGUCGCUCUGCCCGAGCCCCAGAAGUGCAACCCAAGCAUCAACUGCUGCACUUACACCGAGACAGCAUGCAACAACCGUGGCGACGCCUGCACAGCGACCUGCAAUGGCCAAAAGCGCAGUGGUUCCUGCAAUGACUUGGGCAGCGGCUCCCUCUCCACGAUUGCAUGGCGAUACAGGAGCGUUCAGCAUUUGAAAGCGUUGAAAUUUGAUACCACCUCAUCAAGUGACAGAGCAUGUGGCAACAAUGGAGCUUCAGGAGACAAGACACAGAGCCUCAAAGGUGGUCGCCGCAAGCUGGUAAAUAGCAUGCGAUGA
Messenger RNA from Colletotrichum lupini, 360 nucleotides. RefSeq lists its product as uncharacterized. The coding region runs from base 1 to 360 and encodes 119 amino acids. Lineage: Eukaryota; Fungi; Ascomycota; Sordariomycetes; Glomerellales; Glomerellaceae. The transcript is spliced from 3 exons. The record is from RefSeq and is a predicted model, not a curated record.